Messenger RNA from Solea senegalensis (Senegalese sole), 1727 nucleotides. RefSeq names its product calmodulin-1. The transcript has 6 exons. Lineage: Eukaryota; Metazoa; Chordata; Actinopteri; Pleuronectiformes; Soleidae. The record is from RefSeq and is a predicted model, not a curated record. Bases 94 to 543 code for a protein of 149 amino acids. Gene Ontology annotation, molecular function: calcium ion binding.
CCUGCCCGCCUCUAGCCAGCCUCACACAGUGGCAGCCGUCCAUUUCCUCUCUACAGUAGCGCUAGCACACCAACGUCUCCGACUCCAACAGACAUGGCUGACCAACUAACAGAAGAGCAAAUUGCCGAGUUCAAGGAGGCCUUCUCCCUGUUUGAUAAGGAUGGAGAUGGGACCAUCACCACUAAGGAGCUGGGCACAGUCAUGAGGUCACUGGGUCAAAACCCGACUGAAGCUGAACUCCAGGAUAUGAUCAACGAGGUGGACGCAGAUGGAAAUGGGACCAUUGACUUCCCAGAGUUCCUGACAAUGAUGGCAAGGAAGAUGAAGGACACUGACAGUGAGGAGGAGAUCAGGGAGGCAUUCAGGGUCUUUGAUAAGGAUGGUAAUGGUUACAUUAGUGCAGCAGAGCUGCGUCAUGUGAUGACCAACCUGGGAGAGAAGCUGACAGACGAGGAAGUAGAUGAGAUGAUCAGAGAAGCUGACAUCGAUGGAGAUGGACAGGUCAAUUAUGAAGAAUUUGUUCAGAUGAUGACGGCCAAAUGAACGAGGCUCUCACAUCUAAGACAAAGAAUCGGUCAAAUGUUUCACUUACCUCUUACUGCAAAAAUCUACAUAUAUUCAUACUGUUCUGUAUAGACAACUUAAACUGAAUGUUGGAAAACUGAAAAUCUGUCCAUAUAAACAAGCUCAAAAAAGGUAAAAGACAAAAAGAGAAAAACCUAAAUGAACCUGCAUGUACUGGCUUGUAUCCCCCGCCCCCAGCACUGAGCUGCCCACUCAGAUCUCAACUCGUUAGCCAAGCAGCCUCUCUGCAGCUGGCUGGUUUGGCCUCUGCUCCUCUGCUUCCUGGUUCCAUCUGCCUGAUAUCAUGAUAAUUAUUUGGGCUGGCCAAUCGCCUUUCCUCUAUGACUUUUCUGUUUUCUUCUGUUCUUUCUUUCUGUUCUUCAUGCAUGCAGCUUUAGACGGGUUACUGUUGAGAGCCCAAAGGCAGAAAGAAGGAUGUUGUCGGGCCUCAGGUUUGGCCUGGGACCCACAGAGAGGAGGGAGGGAGGGAGGGAAGGGUUAAGCAGGAGUGAGUGAACCAGCGCCACCUGCAGUUUGCUUACCUAAAUGAAGUCAGCCACGACAGAUAUUUUUCAGAAAAUAUUAAAAUGGAAUAAAUAAGAACUCAUUUUAGAUUCUGUGUUUCUGGCAUGUCAGGAUACUCACUUUAUCUGUUGUGUGUUUACCUUUUUUGAGGUGAAGUCUGGGGGGGAGGGCAAAAAUUUGAGCCCCUCAGGUUUUGGGCGUGUCCUAGACUUUUGGAGGGCUUGGGUGGACUUUAAAAAGAGAUGAUUUACAAAAGCAGUUUUGGGGCAAUUACAAUACUCUGAGAGUCACGUGUUGUGAACGGUUCAGUCUGUGGUGAACGAACAUCUGAGGUUGUUGCUCACUGUGGCGUGCUCGGGUACAGAACAUUGCCUCGAACGUUGCAUGGGUGUCAUUCUAACGAGGGGAUAUUUUCAGUUUAGUGGGGACGGGGUCGGUGCUUUGCAGCAUUUCUAUCUGUUUGUGAGUUGGUGUGUGUGUGUGUGUGUGUGUGCGUGCGCGUGUUUGUGAGUGAGCAUGGGUGCGGCGAGGCCCGGCCCAGUCCGACUGUUCUGUUCAGUUCAGUUGAUCUGCAUUCCAAGUUGUACAUGCUAGUCUUUACAUUUUGUUUUUCCAAUAAAAUAUCAUGAACAAAAAAA